Messenger RNA from Hydra vulgaris (swiftwater hydra), 1845 nucleotides. RefSeq lists its product as uncharacterized. Lineage: Eukaryota; Metazoa; Cnidaria; Hydrozoa; Anthoathecata; Hydridae. The record is from RefSeq and is a predicted model, not a curated record.
AUUUCUUAAACCUUUAUUUUUGAUUAAAGUAAAUUGUUAAAUUUAAACUUUCAAUUUUUAAUCUUAUUUCUUUAAAAUUUAUUUUAAUAUUUCUUAAGUUUUAUAUUCAUGAAUAAAACGGUGUUUGUAUUUUUAGAUUAAUUAUAACAUAUGCCAAACUUGAAUUUUACAUGUGUUUUCAAAUUUGUAUUUUAAUAUGUACAUAAGUUUGAACAUUUGCAAUUUGCUAAGUUACUGUUUCUGAAUUAUUGCAAUCCCAAUAGCAAUCUUUUUUUUUUUUUUUGUAUUAGUUUCAUUUUUGGUAUUAAAAUGAAUUUGUUUUAGUUUUCAGCUUUGUAAUUUAAAAAAAAAAUUUUUUAUUAAUGGACUAAUAUUAACCCACUGAGAAAAAAGAGCUCUGGAAGAGCUCCUGGAACUCUAUGAUAAGCUCCGUUAGUAGAGUAGAUUAAAGAGUAAAUUUUAUAAUGCCUAUAUAUUGAAUCAGUUUCACUUUUUAUAUAAAAAUUAUACACUCUAUGCAAUAGUUAGCACCUUUAAGUAAUGUAUUAGAUUUUUCGUGUGCAUGAUAUUAAUUUUUAGUUUAGUCGUUUAAAUGAUGUUAUAGUUGGUAGGGUUCUUUGCAGAACUCUUCCGAAAGAGCAUUUGCAAAAAUGCGCUAAUUGUUGCAUUAAAGCGCAUGCGCUUUUUAACAGUUUCAUGAAAUUUAAUUGUUAAAAAGCAGAAAUAUGUAUUGAUAUGGUAAAACAAUAUAUAUUGCUCGUAUACGAUAUAAUGAAUUAGGAUUUAAAGUUUAUGUUCAUAAAUAUGUUUUGAAUUUAAUAUAUAAUUGUCAGCAAAUAAUGUUACAAGUUUUUUUUAUUUAUAUAGUUUUUCAGUUUUUAUUGCUGAUUUACUCCAAAUAACAGUUGUAUACAGACCAGCAUUUAAAGCUAAUAUGCACAAGAGAGUUUCAUUUCAUAAGCUAUCACGCUCACAGGCCUACAAAAAAUUAAAGUAUUACAGAGAGCAAGCUGCAAUAAAUCAUAGCUCUGAUACAGACUCAAACAGUGGCAAUGUAGAUUUUGAGAACUUGGUUACUGAAAUACCUCUUCAUCAACUAGUUGAUUCACCUUCACUAGUAUUGCAACCUAUGCAGAUACCACUUCCUCAACCACUUACUUCCCAAACACAACUUCCUCAUACUCCUCUGCCUCCUAUACUAGAUGAUUCAUCAGAUGAACCUGUCUCUUUUUCAAGUGACGAAAAAAUAAAUAUUAAACAAGAGUUGGCAACCUUUGUGGUGGAGUCUGCUUUACCUGAAAGUGCAACAAAUAAACUAUUAAAGCAGCUAAGAAAGCAUAAGUGUUUCAAUGAUGAAUUACCAAAAACACGUAAAGCCUUGCUAAGAACUCUUACAGAAUCUUUGUCAUUGAGUACAAAAAUGGCUUUUUUUUAUAUUGCAGGUUAUGCUACAAGAAAAGAUGAUGUUAAUGAAAAUGAUUUGUUUAAUGAUUCUGCAUUUUAUCUUCAGUUAUAUGGAGACUAUACAAAAAAUAUAGACUGCAGUAAAUUGAAUAUACCUCUCGAUUGCUGUGUGCAGUGGGUAUUUUUUUGUUUCAUUAUUUUUGAAAUUAAGAAAAACAAAAUGUGCAGAAAGUCAUUGUGUAAUACUUUUAUGAUGAUAUCUGAUAUUUAUAACUUUAAUAUGUUUAAGAAACAUGGUACAAUAUUAUCAAACAUAUUUCUUAAAAAUAAUUGUUUGCUUUUUUCACCCAAGUCCAAUAAGGAACCUGUAUUAAAAGUUUUAAAGUUAUUUGUAUAACAAUAAAAAAUUAUUAUGUACAUUUUUUUAUAACAUUAUUGAUG